Molecule: messenger RNA, 1128 nt
Organism: Closterium sp. NIES-65
Lineage: Eukaryota; Viridiplantae; Streptophyta; Zygnematophyceae; Desmidiales; Closteriaceae
Source: the annotation of a GenBank genome assembly
AUGGGUGAGCAACUUAGCUUCCGCGGCCACCUCAAGGGCCACUCCGAUUGGGUCACGUCGAUCGCGUGCCCGAUCGACAACAGCGAUUCUAUCAUCUCAUGCUCGCGCGAUAAGGGCAUCAUGUCGUGGUCGCUCACUCGCGACGCCGCCUCCGCCACGGGCGUGCAGCUCGCCGGUGUGCCCAAGCGCCGCCUCACCGGCCAUGGCGGUUUCGUGCAGGACGUCGUGAUCUCAUCCGACGGUCAGUUCGCGCUGUCCGGCUCGUGGGACAGCACCCUCCGCCUGUGGGACCUCAACACCGGCGCCACCACGCGCCGCUUCGUCGGCCACACCAAGGACGUGCUCAGCGUCGCCUUCAGCGUCGACAACCGUCAGAUCGUGUCCGGGUCGCGCGAUCGCAGCAUCAAGCUGUGGAACACGCUGGGCGAGUGCAAGUACACGAUGAACGACGCGGACGCUCACCAGGGGUGGGUGUCGUGCGUGCGCUUCUCGCCCGUCAACACUCAGCCCAUUAUCGUCUCCGCCGGCUGGGACAAGGUGGUGAUGGUAGGAAACCUGACCAAUCGCAAGCUCAGGCCUUGCUCCGCCGCUAGCUCCGCCCGAACCCCCUGUCCCCUUUCCCUUCCCAAUCGCGCUUCCUUCUUCUCCGCUCGUCCCCCCCCUUCCCCCCGGGUGGUGGUGAAGGUGUGGAACCUGACCAACUGCAAGCUCCGCCAGAACCUGCUGGGCCACACCGGCUACGUCAACACGGUGACCGUCUCCCCUGACGGCUCGCUGUGCGCGUCCGGCGGAAAGGACGGCGUGGCGAUGCUGUGGGAUCUGGCGGAGGGCAAGCGGCUGUACUCGCUCGACGCGGGUGACAUCAUCCACUCGCUCUGCUUCUCGCCGAACCGCUACUGGCUGUGCGCCGCGACGCAGUCGUCGAUUAAGAUCUGGGACCUGGAGAGCAAGAGCCUUGUGGAUACCCUCGUGCCUGACUUCGAGCUCGUUCGCGCGCGCGCCGGCGCGGAGUUCAAGGGCCAGACACCGUACUGUGUGAGCCUCAACUGGAGCGCAGAUGGAGCCACCCUCUAUGGUGGUUACACUGACGGUUACAUCCGCGUCUGGUCCGUUGGCCGGGGCUUCUAA